Molecule: messenger RNA, 1614 nt
Organism: Sordaria macrospora k-hell
Lineage: Eukaryota; Fungi; Ascomycota; Sordariomycetes; Sordariales; Sordariaceae
Biological process (GO): GABA catabolic process
Cellular component (GO): cytoplasm
Molecular function (GO): succinate-semialdehyde dehydrogenase (NAD+) activity
Source: RefSeq, a predicted model, not a curated record
AUGGCCUUCUUACAAAGAUCCCUUUUCUCCGCCUCCAGAAACGCAACCAUCGUCAGAUCUCGCUUUCAGACGAAAUCCCUACCACUAGUACUGCACUCAUCAUACUCGCGACUAGCCUCCACCAUGGUUCCCAAGCUCAAAGAUCCAUCACUCUUCAAGCAGGACAUUUGCUAUGUCAAUGGCGAAUGGGUAAAGGCCCAGUCGGGCAAGACGUUUGAAGUCAAUGACCCAGCAACAGGCAAGCUCAUCGGUACCUGCCCCGAAUUCGACGCCCAAGACACCAAGAAAGCCAUCGACGCCGCCGAAGUCGCUUUCGAGACCUUCCGCCACAAGACGGGCCGCGAGCGCUCCAAGCUUCUGCGAAAAUGGUACGACCUGAUGGUUGAAAACCAUGACGACCUAACCACCCUCAUCACCUGGGAGAACGGAAAGCCGUUAGCAGACGCCAAGGGCGAAGUCACCUACGCCGCCAACUUCUUCGAGUGGUUCAGCGAGGAAGCUCCCCGCAUCUACGGCGACACCAUCCCCUCCUCAGUGCCCGGUAACCGCGUAUGGACCAUCAAGGAGCCCAUCGGCGUGUGCGGCCUCAUCACGCCCUGGAACUUCCCCGCCGCCAUGAUCACCCGCAAGGUUGGCCCCGCCCUGGCCGUUGGAUGCACCGUCGUCUGCAAAGCCCCCGGCGAGACGCCAUUCACAGCCCUCGCCCUCGCUGAGCUCGCCCACCGCGCCGGCAUCCCUGCCGGUGUCGUCAACGUGAUCACUGCUCUCGAGAACACCCCCGAGGUCGGCAGCACUCUGACCACUGACCCCGUAGUCCGCAAGAUCUCCUUCACGGGCUCGACGCCCGUCGGCAAGCUGCUCAUGAAGCAGUGCUCGGGCACGCUCAAGAAGCUCUCCCUCGAGCUUGGCGGCAACGCGCCUUUCAUCGUCUUCGACGACGCCGACGUGGACUUGGCCGUCACGGGCGCCAUCGCCUCCAAGUUCCGCUCCUCCGGCCAGACCUGCGUGUGCGCCAACCGCAUCUAUGUACAACGGGGCAUCUACGAUGAGUUCGCCCAGAAGUUCGCCGAGCAGGUCAAAAACAACUUCCGGGUCGGCAACGGGUUCGAGGAGGGAGUCACGCACGGUCCGCUGAUCCACCACCGCGCCAUCGACAAGGUCGAGCAACACGUCCGCGACGCCGAGAAGAAGGGCGCCAAGGUGGUGGUGGGCGGCCACAAGCUCGAGAAGCUGGGUCCCAACUUCUACGAGCCGACCGUCAUCACGGGUAUGACCCGCGACAUGGCCAUGGCGUCGGAGGAGACUUUCGGGCCCGUGGCUGGCUUGUUCCCCUUUGACACGGAAGAUGAGGUGGUCAAGCUGGCCAACUCGACCCAGGUCGGCUUGGCGGGCUACUUCUUCUCUAGAGAUAUCCAGCGGUGCGUGAGGGUUGCUGAGCACCUUGAGGUUGGCAUGGUCGGUAUCAACACUGGCUUGAUCUCGGACCCCGCCAGUCCAUUUGGCGGUGUUAAGGAGAGUGGCUUUGGAAGGGAAGGGUCGCUCUAUGGUAUCGGAGAGUACCAGGUCACCAAGAUGGUUACGAGCGGAGGCAUGGGCCAGUCUUUGCAGAAGUGA